GUUUAUAGAAUUUAGUGUAAUUUUUUUUUAAUACAAGCUAUAAUUAUUCCGGAUUAAAUAAGUGAUUCAUUUUUAAUACCAGUUGAAAAGCUCUUCCAGAUUUUUUUUUAAAGGAAUUUUUAUACUUUUUAAGUUAAUCGCAAUAAACUAGCAAUAAUUUGAGCAUACAUAUUUACAUACAUACAUGGUAAUACCUACUUUUACUUACAUAUGUAAGUAAAUAUGUGCAUAUGUAUGAAUAUAUGUAGAUAUUUAAAAGUUUGCAUAGUGACGAAUUAAAAAGAAUUAAAUUUUGAAUCUUAAACUUACUUGAAUAAUCUUGUAUUAAAAUACGAAAAUGUCAAUUUUAAGCAUUUGGAACAAAAAUGCAACUUUGACUUUAAUACGACGAAGUGAAAAUUAUUUGAAAAGAUCUCUUAGUAGUGCAACUAGUCACAGUUACCAGUAUGACUUAAUUGUUAUUGGUGGAGGUUCUGGAGGCUUAGCAUGCGCAAAAGAAGCUGUUGCAAAUGGUGCAAAAGUUGCAGUAUUAGAUUUCGUUAAACCUACUCCUAUUGGAACUAAAUGGGGGGUUGGUGGAACAUGUGUUAAUGUGGGCUGCAUUCCAAAGAAAUUAAUGCACCAAGCAUCAAUACUUGGAGAGUCCAUUCACGAAGCUGCAACAUACGGUUGGGAAAUUCCAGAACAGCAAAACGUUAAAGCUAAUUGGAGCAAAUUAACAGAAGCAGUUCAAAAUCACGUUAAAUCAGUUAAUUGGGUCACCAAAGUUGAUUUGAGAGAUAAAAAAGUUGAAUAUAUUAAUGGCUUAGGGUACUUUAAGGAUCCGCAUACAGUUGUUGCUGUUAUGAAAAACAAAUCAGAAAAAGAAUUAACUGCACAAAAUAUAGUUAUUGCUGUAGGUGGAAGACCAAGAUAUCCGGAUGCCCCAGGUGCAAUUGAACACGGUAUUACCAGCGAUGAUAUAUUUAGUUUAGAAAAAGAGCCAGGAAAAACUCUUGUGGUUGGUGCUGGAUACAUUGGGUUGGAAUGUGCUGGUUUUCUAAAAGGAUUAGGAUAUGAUGCCACCGUUAUGGUGCGAUCAAUUGUUUUGCGUGGUUUUGAUCAACAAAUGGCCAACAUCGUGGCCGACUCUAUGGUUGAAAAAGGUAUAAAUUUCAUACAUAAAGCGAUUGUUACUUCUGUUGAAAAACAAAAAGACGGACGACUUUUAAUUUCGUGGAAAAAUACCGAAACUAAUGAAACUGGCAGUGAGAUUUAUGACACAGUAUUGUUUGCUGUUGGUCGUAAGGGUUUAGUUGAAGAUCUGAAAUUGGAGAAUGCCGGUGUUACUUCAAUUGCCGACGAUAAAAUUGUAGUGAAUGAACAAGAGCAGACAAAUGUUCCUCACAUAUUUGCGGUUGGUGAUAUUAUCAAGGGGAAACCUGAAUUAACACCUGUGGCGAUUCAUGCUGGACGAUUGUUAGCUAGACGCAUGUUCAGUGGUUCUUCGCAAAUAAUGGAUUAUGCAGACGUUGCUACAACGGUAUUUUCCCCACUUGAAUAUGCCUGCGUUGGAAUGAGUGAAGAAAGGGCUAUUGAAAAAUAUGGAGCUGAUAAUGUGGAAGUAUAUCACGGUUUUUAUAAACCUACUGAGUUCUUCAUACCACAAAAGAGUGUUAGAUACUGCUACUUGAAAGCUGUUGCUGAACGAAGUGGCGAUCAAAAAGUUUUGGGUUUGCAUUAUAUUGGACCAGUUGCUGGUGAAGUUAUGCAAGGAUUUGGUGCAGCGAUAAAAUCCGGACUAACCAUGAAAAUUCUUUUAAACACUGUUGGAAUACAUCCCACAACUGCAGAAGAGUUCACUAGGUUAGCUAUAACGAAAAGGUCCGGUUUGGAUCCAACACCAGCAACAUGUUGCAGCUAGAUUUCUUUAUGUAAAAGUGUGACAUUGUUAAAUUUUAAUCAAUGUGUUGCAUAAUCAUAAAUAGCACUUACAGUUUCUUCAAAAAAAUGUGCUUUUUAAGAUUAAAAUUAUUCGUUUUGUUUUGAAAUUUAUUCUUGAACCUUAAAGAACAUAAAAUUUUUUCAUCGUAAACAAUUUUGUAUUAAAUAACAUUUAAUAUUUUUGUAUUAAAUAACACUUAAUUCCAAAUUUUCAAUUGGUAAUUUUGUACAAGAAUGAUAUUUAAACUCACUUGAUAAUUUAAAAAAUGUAUAUACAUAUUAGCAACCAAUUAUAUUAUGCUUUUUAAAUACUAAGGGGAAAAUAAAUUUAAGACAAAUUUAA
This is a messenger RNA of Condylostylus longicornis, 2266 nucleotides long. It is a transcript of the gene Trxr1, whose product is annotated as thioredoxin reductase 1, mitochondrial. Bases 338 to 1903 code for a protein of 521 amino acids. Gene Ontology annotation, biological process: glutathione metabolic process; cell redox homeostasis; cellular response to oxidative stress. Gene Ontology annotation, molecular function: glutathione-disulfide reductase (NADPH) activity; thioredoxin-disulfide reductase (NADPH) activity; flavin adenine dinucleotide binding. NCBI's taxonomy places the organism in Eukaryota, Metazoa, Arthropoda, Insecta, Diptera, Dolichopodidae. Gene Ontology annotation, cellular component: mitochondrion; cytosol. The record is from RefSeq and is a predicted model, not a curated record. The transcript has 6 exons.